UAUCUUAAUUCAGGGACAAAAUGGUGCGGAACUGGAAAUUCAGCAGCUAAUUUUGAUGAUUUGGGAGAACAAGUUGAAACUGAUAAAUGUUGUCGGUCACAUGAUACUUGUGCAGGUCCAACUAUUGCUCCUUUUGCCACUGCGUAUGGUUUAACCAAUUAUGCAAUUUGGUAUAAAAAAAUUUGCACAUGCGACGACAGUUUCCAUGCCUGUUUGAAAAACGUACAGAAUGAAACUGCUGAUAGCGUUGGAUCAAUGUUUUUUAAUCUUCUGGGCAUAGAAUGCAUUCACCAAACUUCUAAGAAAAUAUGUGUUGAUAGAAGGUAA
This is a messenger RNA of Lottia gigantea (owl limpet), 327 nucleotides long. RefSeq lists its product as hypothetical. The record is from RefSeq and is a predicted model, not a curated record. The transcript is spliced from 2 exons. The annotation marks the transcript as partial. Gene Ontology annotation, biological process: phospholipid metabolic process; arachidonate secretion. Gene Ontology annotation, molecular function: A2-type glycerophospholipase activity. Lineage: Eukaryota; Metazoa; Mollusca; Gastropoda; Lottiidae.